Messenger RNA from Cynoglossus semilaevis (tongue sole), 2510 nucleotides. It is a transcript of the gene fhl1a, whose product is annotated as four and a half LIM domains 1a. Gene Ontology annotation, molecular function: transmembrane transporter binding. The transcript has 6 exons. Gene Ontology annotation, biological process: muscle organ development. Lineage: Eukaryota; Metazoa; Chordata; Actinopteri; Pleuronectiformes; Cynoglossidae. The record is from RefSeq and is a predicted model, not a curated record. The coding region runs from base 267 to 1160 and encodes 297 amino acids.
UCAACCUUCAGCCGGCCUUUUUUUUCCGACUGAUGUCACAUGUGUGGAAUCCAUUCAUCUGUCCCUCGACAACGUCCCCUUGGUCCUGGACUCAUGUCCUAAAAAGGACUGAAGGUUGGAUUUGGACUUUGAGUCAGAGUCUGUGUGUGUGUGUGUGUGUGUCACAGAUGGGUAUAAACAGAGGCUCUGAUCUUCUGUGAUGCUGCUGUUGUCGGUCCAACUCCCUGUUCUCUGUUUUGUUUCAUCUUCACCAACUGGAACCAAACAUGACCUUCUACAAACACUCAGGUCCCAGGAGCUACCUGACCGCCACCAUGACCGAGCGCUUCGACUGCUACUACUGUCGCGACAAACUACAUGGGAAGAAGUACGUGAAGAAGGACGACAAACACAUGUGCGUCAAGUGUUUCGACAAGCUCUGCGCCAACACCUGCGCCGAAUGCAAGCGACCAAUUGGUGCAGAUGCAAAGGAGCUGCACCACAAGAACCGUUACUGGCACGAGGACUGUUUCCGCUGCGCUAAGUGCUACAAACCUUUGGCCAGUGAGCCAUUUAGCGCAAGGGAUGAUGGGAAAAUUAUGUGUGGCAAAUGUGGCGCUCGUGAGGAUGGAAACCGUUGCCAGGGUUGUUACAAAGUGGUGAUGCCUGGAACCAAGAGCGUGGAAUACAAGAAUAAAGUCUGGCAUGAAGACUGUUUCACCUGCUUUGACUGUAAGCAGCCAAUUGGCACGAAGAGCUUCCUGACUAAAGGUGAGGACGUUUACUGCUCUGGCUGUCACGACAAGAAGUUUGCCAAGAAGUGUUUCCACUGCAAACAGCCCAUCACCUCUGGAGGCAUCAGCUACCAGGAGCAGCCCUGGCAUUCCGACUGCUUCGUGUGUCGCACCUGUCGUAAACCUCUGGCCGAAGCCCGUUUCACUUCACACGAGAACAAUGUUUACUGCGUUGACUGCUACAAGACUGAUGUGGCCAAAAAAUGCCAUGGCUGCAAAAACCCAAUCACAGGGUUCGGACAUGGCACCAAUGUGGUGAACUACGAAGGCUACGCCUGGCAUGAAUACUGCUUCACCUGUAAGAGGUGCAGCCUCUCAUUGGCCAACAAGCGCUUCGUCAUCAGUGGUGAUAACAUCUACUGCCCUGACUGCGCCAAGAAGCUGUGAAUCAGCACAUUUGUCACUGUGGCACCUCAAACAAAAACUAAAAUGUAAAAAAUAGAAAUCAUGUCAGUUUUGGUGAAUAAUUUCUUUUCAUGGGAGCUUGAGGUUUUAGACCAGGGUUUUAAACUCCACUGGGCUGAGAGCCACACAUUCUGCUGUCAUCUCAUUGGAGGGUCACAUCAGAGAUGUUCCUGUUGUUAAUUAUGUUAAUCAGAAAUGCUGUAAAAUACAAUCAUUCAAGAAUCAAGUCCAAAUAUUUUUUGACAUUUUUGCUUUUAAAAAACGGACACAGAUGUCAUUGACUGUCAGUUUACCUUUCAAAUUACUUUGGUAUACAUUUUUAAAUAGUACAAAUGUUUUGUGUUUUUCAGGGUUCAUACAAAUUUUCACCAACAAAUUCCAUGACUUUUCCAUGACUUGGCAGCAACUUUCUACUAUACACAUAUGGAAUAUAGGAAUUAAACUAUUUAAAAUGACCACAGUGGAAAUGUCAAAAAACAGGCCUAAUGAUUGAUUUGUUUAAAGCAGGCAUGUCUAAAGUCAUUCUUCAAAGGGCUGUAUGGCUACAGGUUUUUGUUCCAAUCAACCAAGAGCGCACAGUUUGACCAAUCAGCUGUCAGAAGACUGAGACGAGGUGAUUAAAGUCUGGUGUGCUGCUGCUUCAUUGGAAAGAAAACCUGCAGCCACUGGGACUUUGUGGAGCUGUUUGGACAUGCCUGGUUAAAGCAACACUGAUAUAAGGUAAGGUAUAUGUCAUUGUGUUCUGUAAUGAAUUCACGAGGCGUAAAUGUAUCUUAGCUUGUAUAUGUAGCUAGGCUCAUCAAUGCUGCCUCCCGAUGUUAGAGAUGUCAAACGUCUGUUGAAGGUGCACCUUCCCUGCAUUGUGAUUGGCUGUUAGUAGCGAGUUAUCCCUUGAUCUCAUCUGCACCUUGCUAUGCACGCUUUUUUUAACCCACAUAGUUUUUUUUUUUUUUUCAAAAUGUACAAACCCUGUUUUUUAAACCUCGAGAAAACCUUACUAAUUAAGUUCUUCAUACCUGAAAUACUGCAGUACCUUGGAUUAGUUGGGUUCAAAUGUUCUUUUUUGGUUAUUAAAAAUAAUUGUAUAAAUUACAUGGACAGAUGUUGGGGGUUUGUAGGCCAGAAGUUGCUCUUUGGCUGGGAGUUUGAGAACUCUGUUUUAGAGGAAUUAUUGUUGUGGGUUAAGUUAAUCUAAUUUAGAAUUCUGCUUGGCUAGAAACGCUAGUAUCUAACAAACAGCAUCAAGGUUUGGUUAUUCCUCUUGUUUGAAGUUGAGUUGGACACAGUUGAUGAGUCUUGGCUUUGAUGUGCAAAAUAAAGUCAUUAACAUUU